AUUAGUGUGACUAGGCGUAUACACUCAUAGGCAUGAGUAAUAGUCCUCUCUUACACCCAGCUGUGUUUAUAUGUACAGCUAUAGCAAGGACCUCGAGCGAAUGGCUUCCACUGGAUAUCCAGGUAGUUUUGGAUGUGGAUGACAAGUGGUCUAUCGUUCGUCGUCUAAAAAUUCGAAUCAGUUAAAAUUAGCAAAAUUAGCGGAUCCUGCCGAUAGAGAUCCUAUCUCAGAAAAUGGCUCACAUAAUAUAGCGUGCACUCGAACCACGACGUCGUUGCUGUCAAUGACUUGACUUCGUACUACAAUUCGUACUACUGGAGUAUGUCCACACUCGUCCAGCAGUCCUACGAUCAUUCGAAUGGAAGAUUGGUCGCUAUGUGAUCCCAACUUGUUUUUACGGACUCAUUUAGGAUUCCAGCUUCGACAUGGCACGGCUUUCGUGUUGUUCUUGUCGACUGAGAUUGUUCGUCGAAGCAACGCUGAGGAUAAAUGCUCUGGGGUCACUAGCGUUAAUCUGUUAUCAUCUUACACUGUCGAAUCGAUAUCGCAGGGUUUGUGUGGUGCAUGUUAACUGAAUAAACAGUUGAUUUCGACUAAAUUAUGGCUCUGCGGGCGAAAGAUGCCGACUUCGAAAACUUUGCUUCCCAGGCCAGGUCUCUGUUGGGUAGAAGAUGGGCAGACGGCGCCUCACUCAUCAGUAGUUAUACUAUAUUGAGUAGGUAACGAUUUGACUGACGACUGGCUACAGGAAAUGUGGAGUGGUGCAGAUGGUGAUCUUAAUCGGGCAUUGAAUCAUGUUCUAGAUUCCCCACCUGAUAAAGUUGGUCGCUCUGGAGGGUAGAACGUUACUCGAUGGAGCGGUUCCUGUUUACACCCAACUUUGCAGGUCAGUUAAUGCCGCACCAGUGGCGUCCACCAAGGCCAAGUCCCCGAAGAAAAAGAAGCAUUCGAAAUCUGCUGCUGCUGCUCCUCGGCCAGCACCUCCGGCCCCAGCAUGGGAUGACGAAUACGAUGAUCCCUUCUUUUCGGCCCCUGCCCCUGUUCCGACAUCAGCAGCUCCUGUGCCACCACCACCACCAGAACCCGUCACGAUGCAACAGCAACCACCUGCACCACAGGGGAUGUCAUCUCAGCAAAUGGCUGCACCUUCUAGUGCACCGCAGCUAAUGGGCCCCCAGAUGGGUAUGCAAUAUCAACAGGUUCCAUAUCCCUCUGCUACUCAGCAGCAAUCUCCCCAGAUGAUGCAAACCAUGCCUACCAUGCCCUCGGCUUAUGGCAUGAUGGAUAAUACUCCUAUGAAUACAGCUCCUAAUCCAGGCAUGGCGGCGUCUUUGCAACAUCAGCAACGCAUGCAAUUCGUGCUGGCUAAUCCUAACCUCUUGCAGGACGUUGCAGCAAUGCAUCAAUUAAAGGACACAAUGAGUAUGGCCAUGGAGGCACCUAAUGCUACGAUACAAAUGGAUGAGCAAACCAGACAGAAUGAACAAGCAGCACAAUUCAUCAGAUUCAUGCAGAGCCAGAUUUCUGAAAUGUUAACGAAUCCCCGAGUAGCCUCUAAUCCCGAGCUCCUCCAACAGUUGAAUACCCAGAUGAACCAACUACGCUUGAUCACAAUGCAGCAGGUUGCAUCUGAACAGUUGUCAACCAAUCCUGUCACAGCCUUGAGUUUGGCUACUGCGCCCAACUCUGGCGCCAAGACUCUCACUACUGAUGAUAUACGAAGCAUUUUGGAAAGUGCAAUGCUCGAUUCGGAGAGUGAGGAUAGUGAAGAUGAUGAGGAUAGUGAAGAGGGUGCGGGGGGAUCCGAUGAUGCUACUGAGUGGUGGGGCGAUGAUAUCGCGAGGAAAGGAGGUAAAGGAGAUAUGAUGCAGAAUGAGAAGCAUGUUAGCUUUGGAGAGGGCUCUCCGAAGAAGGGUUGCAUGAAGAAGGGGUCCGAUCCGUCUUUGUCGGAGAGUAACCCUUUCAAAGAGCCAGAGGGUGAGGACGAGACCAUUCCUGGGGACAAAAAGCUCCGAAACUCGUCCCGUACACUGAGGAAAGGACGCAAGACUUCGAGAAAGAGUGGUUCUUCUGAUGAGAAGAGCCUUACCAAAUGGAUGAAGCAAUUGAUGGCUGCUCAGUCCCAGUUGGCUAGUUAUGCUCGCCUCACUGAUCCGUCUUCUCUAUCGUGCAGGAUCAUCUGCUAG
Molecule: messenger RNA, 2186 nt
Organism: Perkinsus marinus ATCC 50983
Lineage: Eukaryota; Perkinsozoa; Perkinsida; Perkinsidae
Exons: 13
Coding region: 1092-2186 (364 amino acids)
Source: RefSeq, a predicted model, not a curated record